Molecule: messenger RNA, 2712 nt
Organism: Heterotrigona itama
Lineage: Eukaryota; Metazoa; Arthropoda; Insecta; Hymenoptera; Apidae
Source: the annotation of a GenBank genome assembly
AUGUACUUAACUAAGGUAUAAUAUAUUUUAUAAUAAAUUUUAAUGAAAAAUUUGUAAUGAUUUUAUUAGUAAAAGAAAAAUAGAAUAAAUUUUAAAUAUUAGUAUUUCUAACUAUACACACACACACACACACACACACACACACACAUAUAAUUUAUUUAUUUAUAAAAUAAAGUAUACAGUAAAAAAAAUUUAUCUUAUAGGAAACAAAUAAUUUUUCUUAACUAUUAAUAAUUUAAUAAAUCAUAUUUUUGAUAUUUAAUAAUUUUGUAUUUUGAUGUUUAAUAAUUUUGUAUGUUUAUUAUGUUGGUUUAUUUUUAUUAUAUUUUUAAUAAAUAAAAUAUUUUUUUAAGAAUAAUAAAAUAAUAGAAGGAGUAAGAAAAUAAGUAAGAAAAUAAUAAUAAAAUAAUAAUAAAAACAUAUUUAAAAUAUAUGAAAAUAUAAAGUUUUUAAUACAAAAACAAUGUAAUGAUAGAAUAAAAUGUUUAUGACAUUUGUUUGUAACAUGUAAUAAAACAUAUUAAUUAUAAAACUUGAAAAUUAUUAAAACUUAUAAAUUAUAAAUUAUAAAUUUAAGUUUAUUAAGUUAAUUAUAUUUAAGUUUAAAAAUUAUAAAUUUAAGUUUAUAAAUUACAUUCAGUUUUAUAAUUAUCUAUACAGAUAUAAGUGGAAUAAAAAUUAAUUUUUUUCAUAUUAAAAUAUUUUUUAUUUUUCAAAGUGUAGCAAAAUUUUAACAUAAAAAUUUUUUUUAAAUAUAACUUUUAAAUGCAUUAUAUUUAUAAUUUAUAAUUAUUGAUAUAAUUAUUGAUUUCUUUAUAUAAUUCAUUUAAAAUUUGCAUAAUUAUGUUCACAGUGUUUGAUUAUUAUCUCAAACGUUAUUACAUAAAUAAUAUAUUAUUAUUUUAUACUUUAAAUUUCAAUAACUAAAAUAUCAAAUAUUAACAUUAUAUUUUAACAAUAUUAAAAUUGUCUAAAGAAAAUAUAAUUAAAUUAGAAGUAUAAUUAUAAUGUUUCCUAAUAAUAAAUAUUUGUUUAAUUUUAAAAUUAAAAAUAAACGCAGAUGAUAAAAUAAAGAAAAAAAGAGAUCUAUAGUUUGAGACGCAAAUAAUAACCUUAACCUUAAUAAAUAUGUAAGUUUUAUACAAUUUAUGUAUCGCUAUAAAAUGAUAAAUAUGAUUAUUUUUUUGCUCAAUUAACAAUAUAAAAAUAAAAAUCUAAAUAGAAUGUAUUUAUUAAAAACUAAAUAAUAAUUUAUGUAUAAUCUAACCUCUGUAUUACUUUAUAAAGUCCUACGAGUUUUACUUACAAUUUUUUAUAUAAUAUAUUAUUGAAAUUAAUUUUUAUUGAAAUAAACUUGACAUUGAUACCAAUUUAUUAGGUUAUUGUUUAUUUAAUUUUAAUAAUGGCUACACUGUUAGAAACUAUUUAAUCGGAAGCUAUUUCACUUCCGGAAUUCAUUAAAAUAAAAUUUGAAAUAUUCAUUUUUCAAAACAGUCUACACUCUGCAUUGUAUAUACAUUUACUAUAUUUUUUUGUAAAUUAUAUUUUAUACAUUUUGGCUUAUAAAUUUUAUAAAAAUUUUAUAUAAAAUGUUUAUUUUUAUAUAAUUGUUUUUUAUUUAUAUUUGUCUCAAUAAUGUAUAUUUCAUUUAUAAUUUGUCUCAGUAAUGUAUAUUUCAUUUAUAAUUUGUCUCAAUAAUCUGUUUAUUUUUUAGCAUGGCUGCAGUAAAUUUUGAAACACUCAGUGAAGAUGAAGUUAUAGGAUUUUUAGAUUCUAUUGAUACUAUACUUACUGAUUGCGAUGGUAGGUAUUUUUUAACUAUUGUAUUUUUACAAAUUAAUAAAAUAUAUAAUAGUAGUAAUUUUAUGUUUUAGGUGUACUUUGGAUGUAUAUGAAUCCUUUGCCAAAUGCAGCAGAAGUUAUAAAUACUUUUCAAUCUUUUGGUAAAAGAGUAUUUUAUGUAACAAACAAUAGUACAAAAACUAGGGAAGAAUUUGUUAAGAAAUGUAAUAUUUUAAAUUUUAAAGCAACUAAGGAAGACAUUUUAUGUACAGCAAAUUUGUCUGCUUGUUACUUACAAGAUUUAAAUUUCAAGAAGAAAGAAUUGGAAGAAGUUGGAAUUUCAUAUGUUGGUGUAGGGGCAGAUCCUAUUAAUAAAAACAUUCCGUAUAAUACGUUUAAUAAGGAUCCUGAAAUAGGUGCAGUUAUAGUUGGUUUUGAUGAACACUUUUCUUAUCCAAAAAUGGUUAAAGCAGCUUCAUAUUUAAGUGAUCCUAAUGUACAUUUCAUUGCUACAAAUACAGAUGAAAGAUUUCCUGUUGCUAAUAAUGUUGUUAUACCUGGUACUGGAAGUUUGGUACGAUGUAUAGAAAGUUGUGCAGAGAGAAAAGCUGUAGUGAUGGGGAAACCUGAAAGUUAUAUUGCAGAUGUAUUAAUGAAACGAUUUCAAGUGAAUCCUGAGCGCACAUUAAUGAUUGGAGAUCGACAUAAUACAGAUAUAUUAUUAGGAACUCGAUGUGGUUUUAAAACACUAUUGGUUUUAACCGGAAUUACUUGUUUAAAGGAUAUAGAUAGGUGGAAACAGUCAGAUUGUGAACAAAUGAAAGAAUUUAUUCCUGAUUAUUAUAUUGAAUCACUUGGUAAUCUUUUACCUUAUUUAGAAAAAUUAAAAAAAAAAUAUGUUAUGUCUAAAUAGAAUAUAUAUGACGAAAA